UUACAGCAAAGCAAUCAAAACAAUAAAAGAGCAUAAAAUGAACUUCUUUAACACAUUCACUUUAAUGGCCCUAAUCUUGGCCAUAAUUUUGGGACAAACAAGAGCGGAUUGGGACACUUUUGAAGCUGAACUUGAAAAAAUUGGCAAGCAAGUAGAGGAAAUGGGCAAGGCAUUCGAAAAUUUUGACCAUCCAUUUUUUAAGGAAAACUAAAUUUCGAACUUUGAAAAUAUGUAAAAAUUAUUGUAAAUACUUUGUUUGCCGAUUAAAUAC
This is a messenger RNA of Drosophila grimshawi, 271 nucleotides long. Its product is annotated as cecropin-A1-like. Bases 38 to 211 code for a protein of 57 amino acids. Lineage: Eukaryota; Metazoa; Arthropoda; Insecta; Diptera; Drosophilidae. The record is from RefSeq and is a predicted model, not a curated record. The transcript has 3 exons.